Messenger RNA from Neodiprion virginianus, 1253 nucleotides. RefSeq lists its product as uncharacterized. Gene Ontology annotation, biological process: sensory perception of taste. Bases 1 to 1107 code for a protein of 368 amino acids. Lineage: Eukaryota; Metazoa; Arthropoda; Insecta; Hymenoptera; Diprionidae. The record is from RefSeq and is a predicted model, not a curated record. The transcript has 4 exons. Gene Ontology annotation, cellular component: dendrite; neuronal cell body; membrane.
AUGAAACAAGUUGGAACGCAAUUGUUACAACCAUUAAUAGCUGACGAAAAACAGGCGUACCGAAAUGCAAGCUUAUCCUUUGCCGUGGUUUUCAGCACGUCAGCAAUUACCGGCUAUUUAACGACAUGGCUAUAUUUUCACAACCAAUCCAACACGCGGUCCGGACCAGAAACGCCGACCGAUGUUUCUACGGCCAUUCACUAUCUCGUAAUAGCUAUUGACGCACUAAUCGUACCGCUUUUAGUAACCAUCUGGAUAACCAGAGGUCGGCGUCGAGUUCAUCGUGUAAUCUCGACCUUUGCAACAGUCGACGAGAAAUUGUCAAAGUUCGGACAAUGUCCAAGCCGGAAUUCAAGCACGUGGAAACUCAUCAUUCUCAUCUGUGCUCCUCUGGUAACAGCUGGAGUAAUAAUCUGGAUCGAUGUGAAUUACAACGAACCACAAGCGUCGAAGCUCUCGAUAUUUCGCUCGAUUUUUUUACACUUUCACGAGUUCGUUACGUUUUAUACACUGGGGUUCUUCGCUUCUCUGGUCCUGCUUAUUGGCGAUCGCUACAAGGCUGUUAACUCGGUGCUGAAGACGGUUUUGCGGGAACACAGUUACGACUUGACGAACACUCGGCAAAUCGUUUCGGAAUGGGUUACCGCUGUACGAGAACUUCGUGCUCUUCAUCGCAAGCUCUUCUUCGCAGCCGAGGAUAUUCAGUUGGCUUUUAAUUUCCAGCUUUUAGUUCUCGGCAUUAUAACUCUGAUGUCUGCCAUCGGAGAACUUUACAAGCUCUAUUUGGCGAAUAUCUCGCUUUGCGGAUUUCCGUCUUUGCCGGCAUUCGCCUAUCUUCUUCUCUUCUCGUUGCAGCUUGGCCCAGCUUACUUCGCCGCAUUCAGCUGCAGUUGCACAUGCGAUCAGGCCAAGAGAACUGCGGCUCUGAUACAAGAGAUCACCGUAGUCGAUGAGAAUUUAUGUCUAGAGAUUGUUGAAACGAUUGCAACAUACCUGAUUAUUCUAAUUCAAAUAGGAACGGUGCCACAGAAUUGUCCAAAUUCGCAUGACUCGGGAUUAGAUAACUUCGUUAACUCUUCAAUCAACCGUGGAUCAAAUAUUUCUUAAAAUAAGUUCGAUUUUCGGGUUGUAUCAAAGAUCUUCGAACACGUGAGUAACACGCAGAAUCAAAUUUCGCAAUUACGGUUCGGGCUUGUCUACAAAAUUAAAGCCUUAUUAAAUUUUUUUCACUCUAACAAUACGUUGUUUUCAUA